AUGUAUAAAAUAUUUAUAAUCUUUUGUAUCUUUGGGACUAUAUUCGCCAAUGAUGAAGAAAGUAAUGAGAAAUAUAUUGAUUUAUUGCCAGAAGAAGAAAAACAAGAAUUUUUAAAUAGAAUAGCAAGAAGAAUUUUAGAAGGAAUUAAUAGCGAUGAUACACCAAAUCAAUCGCAUGUUGAAAUUAAUGAUGAUCAACUCAAUGAACAUCAUGCUUAUGUCCAAGAUAUAAUAAAUGAAGAAUCACAAAAUCUUAAAAAUGAAAGGAGAAAAGAUGGAGGUAGUACAGAAAAUAAAUAUAUAGAUUUAACUUUACGCGACGGGAAAAGAGAAAAGAGAAAAAAUGAUGAGAAAAUACAACCGGAGACGACAAGUGAGCCGGAUUAUAAUGUUAUUUCUGUUAAGCCUGUAUACGGUGAAGAUUACAAUGAUGCUCAGGAUGCCAAAAAAGUUUUAAGAAAUGAAAAUAUUGAAGUAGAACAAGGUUUAACACUUAUUACUAAUACUAGCCGAGAUAUGCCUACGAGUGAAUCAGUUACUGAACAAGGGGUACAACAAGUUAUUGAACAUUUACGUAUAGAUGAUAAAAAUCCAAGAAAAGAUAUGAAUAAUAAUUAUACUCAGUCCACAGAGAUUGAAGAUUUUGAACCUAAUUUUACUGAAAGCACAUCUGAAAGUAAUGUUGAUUAUGAAAUUAUAACAUCUACGACUCCAGAAAAUACAAAUACUACUAUUGAUGACAAGGUAUCUUGGGGUUCUACGCAAAAAAAAUACUUAUCAUUAGAAGAUGAAAGCAUUAAUGAUGAAAAAUCAUUAAUUAAUACAUCAUCAACGACAGAAGAAAGUGUUAAGAGUUUAGUCACAACAAAUUUAGAGAGUGAAACAAAAGCGAGUACUAUCGACACAGAAUCAGUAACCAAAGAUAACUUAACUGAAACAACACUUAACAGUGUUAUUGGGAAUUUUAGCUAUAUAGAUGGUGAAUCGAGAAGGCAUAGUGAAAUUUUAAAUGAAACAUCUACAAGUACAAUAAAUAUAGACAUUUUUACAACUACCAUAUUGCCUCCUAAUAUUUCAAAUAUAAGUAGGGAAAUUGGUACAACUACUAAAGAGGAUAUUAAAGAAAGCAUUGCUCAUGAUAGUAGCCCUACUAAAAUUGAACAAAAUGUAUCGACACCUAGUUUUAAAAUAGAAAAAGAUAUUAAACCAAAUUUAAGGCAAAGAUUAGAUUUGUUUGAAAGCGCAAGUGAGAUUCCAAAGCUAAACGUUGUCGCGACGCCAAAGGGCGAAUACAAAGUGUACGAGAUCGCUGCAAAAAAACCUUCAUUUGCUUUAAUCAAUGAUAUCAAUUUACCUUAUAAGCAACCAAACUAUGUACCGAUAUACAAUUAUGCACCCGAAAAUGCAUAUUUCAAGCCUAAUAAUAGAUUUGGACCUAACUUAUAUAAUGAAGAGGAAGAUAGUUAUGAAAGAAACCUUAGAACCAGAGUAAGAACGAUAAAUCAUGAAAAUGAUCUUAAGUUAGAUAUACCGGAAAGUAGUAGAUUUUUUGGGCAUAAAAAAUUAAAUUCGUAUUCAACAAAUGUGAAUUAUCCAAGUAAAAAUAAGAUUUCAAAGUUAUAUGAAUUAUUGAAACCUUCAAAAAAAGUUAUAAAUCAAAAUAUACAUUACAAUCCAUAUGACUAUUUAGAUAUCGAUUAUAACAUUAAUCGCUUUAAUGGUUUAAAUAUGCUAAGAAGUGGAUAUGAUGGAUCGCAAUACAACAGAUUUCCUAAUUCAGAUGACUCCGACCAUCCAAUAAAUAUGUACAAGAAUGACAAUGUUAAAGACCACAUAACAGCAGUUAGAAAAUUAAUGUAUCUUCUGAAAAUAUUUGGUACAAAAACAGAUAAUCCAACAAUAAGGAAAUCCGAGUUAGAUCCGAUUAAAAUAAAUAAGAAAACAAAAGGUGUAGAUUAUUAUUUUGAAAGGAUUCAUUCAGAUGAAGACGUUUUAGUAAGCCCUAUGACGAUACCAAGUAGAUUUAAAAUCAAACAAAAACACAAUGCUGUUCCGAAAAACGGUAUCGAAAGUAAUAGGUUUUUAGAACCAGAUAAUCUUGUACCGUUUUAUGAAUUAAAUGAAUAUGGUGAAGACAAAAUAAACUUCAACAGCUUCUUCCAAGGAAUGAUAAAUGUUUUAAAAGAUAUAAUCAAGUUUGACAAUAAGGUUUUAGAGCUCUACGCAUGGUUACCGACCACUGUAGAAUUGCAAGGGACGAUACGAACACUUUUAGAAACAUCAUAUUUUUUAAAAAAAGGUUACAUUGUACCUCGGAAAUAUUUAGAGCUUUUCAAAUAUGUUGCAUACCUUUACGAAAUAUCCAAAAUUGAUAUUGAGGAAAAUUUAGUCAAACCUAAAAAAUAUCCUGAAUAUUUGCAAUUUAGAAAUAAAAAAAUACACAAAAAACGUGUUUUACCUAAAAAUAAAAGAAAACAGAAGUUUAGACAGCCUCUGAUAAUGUGGAGGGAUUUCGCUAAAUAUAUCAGAAACGUACAUGAAAUUGGAAGUGAUAAACUAAAUAUAUUUGACGAAGUUGAAGAUUUUCUUCAGAACUUGCUAUACAAUUUGGGUGAUUUUCAUGAAGCAAUAAAGAAUAUAGCAGGAAUAACUACAUACAGAACCCAAAACUGGUUUAAUGAUUUACAAAAUAUAUACUUUAAUAAAGCCUCGAGAAAACAAAUAGGCCAAGUAGUUCUACAUUCUGGCCUAGUAAAUCUUCUCGAUAAAAUAAAGAAAGAUACAAAUAAUGGAGUUGAAGCAGAUUACAGAAGAUUCAUAAAGAAUAAUAAGCGAGAUGUGCAAAGAACUAAAGAAGAUUUCAAGUUUGUCCUGCAAGUGUUAUACGAAUUGAAUAGAAUG
Molecule: messenger RNA, 2901 nt
Organism: Brenthis ino (lesser marbled fritillary)
Lineage: Eukaryota; Metazoa; Arthropoda; Insecta; Lepidoptera; Nymphalidae
Source: the annotation of a GenBank genome assembly